AUGAAGAACCAUUUUGUAGUGUUGUCCGAUCAAAAUGAGGAAGAUGAUUUGGAGGGGUUUGUUGAGGUCGAGAAUGAUACUAGCAAAGAAAAUGAAUCUAGUAUACAAAAGGCAAAGUGUAAGUAUUGUAAGAGUGCACUCUCUUACUCUGGAAAUAAUGGAACCUCACACCUUCUCAAACAUGCUAAAAAAAUAUGUUCGGGAAGGCAUUUGAAGCUUCCGUCUGGUCAAUUACAAUUGAAGAUUAAGACCGAAGUUGAUGGGACUACUUCUUUGACAGUUAAGGAAAAACAAAAGAAAGUGAUAUUUGAUCAAGAUGUUUCAAGGCGAGAGUUGGUUAGAAUGGUACUAAUACAUGAAUAUCCUUUGUCAAUCGUGGAUCAUCUUGGUUUUAGGAGCUUUGUCAAGAGCUUAAAUGAUAAUUUCAAGAUUAUUUCAAGGAACACGUUAAGGAGUGAUGUGAUGAAAAUGUACAACAAUGAAAGAAUUUCUCUUAAGGAUUUGUUAGAGGCUAAUGAGGGUAGAGUGGCAAUAACAAUCGAUAUGUGGACCUCCAAAUAA
Messenger RNA from Ricinus communis (castor bean), 561 nucleotides. RefSeq names its product zinc finger BED domain-containing protein DAYSLEEPER-like. The coding region runs from base 1 to 561 and encodes 186 amino acids. Gene Ontology annotation, molecular function: DNA binding. The transcript has 2 exons. NCBI's taxonomy places the organism in Eukaryota, Viridiplantae, Streptophyta, Magnoliopsida, Malpighiales, Euphorbiaceae. The record is from RefSeq and is a predicted model, not a curated record.